AUGGCCGUUCUGGAGUUGAAGUCGAACAGAUCUACCGUCCACAAGCGCAAGGGUGAGCACCUCAAUUUCAAUGAUUCCCGUGCCGUUAUAGUAGCGCCGUCGAUGGGUCGUUGGGAAGCGUGCCAAUCCAAACUCGCCGCGCUGCGAGAGAGCUUGUCGGCGGAGUCGAAUGACGCAGAGGAUGAUUUAAUCGCAUACUUGACGGAUCUCAAGUCGCGGAAUACGCAAGCAGAAAACAAAAUCAAGCAAACAGAAAAAGAGGCUCUCGAGAUUCAAGCACGUCUGGAUUCACAAACCUCUGAAGCUCUGGCUGCAUGUCACGAAGAAUCCGAGUUUUUGUUUCACCUCCAAUCGGAACUUUCUCAACGCAAAGCCGAUCGCGAUACGCUCGCUCAAGAAUUACAGGAAUACGACGACGAAAUCUAUAGCGUCCGGGACGAAAUUGCCGGAUACAAGCAGGAAAUAUCCCUUCAACUUGAAGACGCCGAAAGCUUGGAAGGAAUGCGAAAGAUCCAGGUUCCGAGAAUGCAACAGCAAAUUUCGCUGUACGCCAUGUGUACGGGCAUUAAGUGGGAUUUUGCGCAAGAACGACGUUUGGCAGGAACGGCAGAUGUGCCUUCCCAGCAAGGACUGAGGCAAUUUUCCAUCGAUCCGGAAGAACAUAGCAGCUUUGAAAUUGCCAAUCAAUUGUGGGAUAUGAUGGAAGGGAAAGAGAGCUCCAAAGAGACUCAUUCUGAGUAA
Molecule: messenger RNA, 741 nt
Organism: Phaeodactylum tricornutum CCAP 1055/1
Lineage: Eukaryota; Bacillariophyta; Bacillariophyceae; Surirellales; Neidiaceae
Exons: 2
Coding region: 1-741 (246 amino acids)
Source: RefSeq, a predicted model, not a curated record